Aspergillus calidoustus is the source of this 4593-nucleotide messenger RNA. Lineage: Eukaryota; Fungi; Ascomycota; Eurotiomycetes; Eurotiales; Aspergillaceae. The record is from the annotation of a GenBank genome assembly.
AUGCCGACGCCACUCCCUUCGAGUUUCGCUUCGGCCGCCGCUGGCAACAACCCCGACUCCUCGAGCAGACGAGGCGAUGGAACUACCAGUGGGGAAUGGCCUCGCCCUCGCAUGAACGGAGCAACACAAACCUUCCGCCGUCCCUCAGUUGCCACUAAUCCUUCUCACACUCGAGAGCCGACUUCCGCUACGACUCCGACCGGCGGUGCCUAUCCUUCGCACAUGUCUUCAAAUCUCUCCUCCAACGUGACACGCAACGGAGCGUCCACCGAUACACGCUACUCAAAAGAACAGCUUCUCGAUCUGUAUAAGGCGCAGCGGGAUACCGGGAUUUUGACUAAGAAUGUCACGGAUUAUUUUGUCGCCGAUUGGAAUCCGCAUAUCGAAUCGCCCGCGGUGAAUGGAGCUUGGGGGAAGCGGGACGACCACAAGGAUAAUCCAUCUGGACCCGAGGUGUGCUGGGAUCAUGGUGGACACGUUGAACCUUUGGGGUUGGUGGAUAUGACUGAUGAUGAGAAGGAGACAUUUUCGAUCUCGGUCAAUUCCCCGCUGAAGCCGCCACCAACAAAUGCCUCCAAGGAAAACACUGGUACCGGCGGACCAGGACGCAGAACUUCGAUUUCCUACACUCAGGGCAACCCGAACCCUUACAACACUUCCUCUCCCAGUUCCGUAAGACCCGGGCCUCGACGUCGCGAAACCGGCGAUUCAACUACGAACCCCAUGUCGCCCACGACUGGUGGCUCCCGAUUCUUCCGUGACGAGCCGAAUACCGCGACACCACCUCCGUCACUUCUGCGCCGCAAGACCGAUUUUCGAGAUUCGACAUCCGUCUCCAAGUGGGAAGAGAAGGAAAAGGAAUCCCAAUGUCGGGAAACUGCAGAGGCUCCUUCUCCCUUUGGUUCCUUGAAGCGUAGUUCGACGAACCCGGUGGGAUUGCCUGGUGCAACCUCUCCGUGGCCACCAGCUUCGCAGAGCGCGAAUUACUCGCCAAUGGGAACUUUUGGAGCCUUCUCUCUGGGCAAUAGCAGUGCUGCGCAGACGCCGACGACUGAAAAGAGACCCGGGUAUGGCAGCUUGCGUGGUGAGAGUCGUCUGAAGGGGCUGUUCUCCAAAGAUAGCUUGGAGGAUAUUCCGUCGAUCAAGGAGAAGCCGUCAUUGAGCAACUUGGAACGUCUGGGUGAGAGCGAGGCUGAGAAGCGAUCGCAAUCACCGUGGGGCGAAACCUUUAAGACGCGCACUGGCCGCAGCGAAACGAACCCAUUCUCGGACGAGCCUCGCAGCGGAAGCGCGGCUCUGGGAGGAUCCCAGGAUGUCAGCACGCCCUCCCAGGCGGCGGAUCAACGGGGCUUCUCUGCGUUCGGCAUGACCUCUAGCAUCCCUGGCUUCCGUGAAUUGAUGCAGAGCCACGAAAAUUCGCGCAACCCGACUCCGAACCUCCAAGGCCGCGAACCUACCAGCCCGACUAAUACGAACCCCUACCAGAGUCCUCACCACGGUGAUCGAGGAGACGUUGACGACGUAGACACCGAUGGCUCCGACAUUCAGAACACAAAUCACCCCGGGCUUAGUGGCUUACGUGACUCGAGUGCAUUUGGCUCUAUCCGUCGUGUAGGAUCUGGUAUGGAUCUGCCUUCGGCGGUUGAUCGAAGCCAAGCCUCCAGCGUUGCAGGAAACCGAAGCUUCAGCAACCUAGGUGCUUUGGGUGGGCUCCCCUCGCUUAGUACCACCUCAGGAUGGCCGUCAAGCGGGGCAGUUGGUACUCCUACCAAGGAAAGGUCUGCAUUCGGGACUGGUUUCGGUGACCCGAUCUUCGGCUCCAUGGCUGACCUUCAGUCGCCGAGUCUAUCGACGCUGGGCGGAGGUGGACUCUUUAGUCCCCAUGCUGGGAUUUCGGGAACUGGAAGCAUUGGCCGCUCCAGCAAAUUGGGUUCUCUCUUCCCGCAGGCCAUGCAGGACCAGAUCCAGAGCGAGCAAAGGCAGGAUCUGGGUAGUCUGGAGGAGACGCAGCAACCCGACAUUCAAGCAGACGUUUCCGGCCAACCUGCUCCUGCGACUACGUCUGCGUCUCAUACACCUGUUUCCGCUGUCGGUUCAAUUCCAACUUCCAUUGGUCUUGAAGGUCAACAGGGCCAGGCUCCUGGCAGCGCUGGUGGCUCCGUCCCUGCUGCUCAGCAGCGAACCAUGGUGAUGCCAGAUCGCAUGCGCUGGAUCUACCGCGACCCUCAAGGCAACAUCCAGGGUCCUUGGACCGGACUGGAGAUGCACGAUUGGUUUAAGGCCGGCUUCUUCAGCCCGGAUCUUCAGAUUAGGAAGCUAGAAGACCCCGAGUUCGAGCCGCUGGCGCAACUGGUGCGGCGCAUUGGGAACUCCCGCGAGCCAUUCCUUGUUCCGCAGAUUGGCGUCCCCCACGGACCUGAACCAUCUGGAAGCAACUGGGGACAGGCAACUACAGGCAACGCGCAGCCUCCAUUCCCUGGAAGUUUCCCUAGCUUUGGCACUACUCUGACUGCCGAGCAACAGAAUGCCCUCGAGCGUAGGAAGCAAGAGGAGCAAUAUCUGAUGGCUCGGCAGAAGGAGCAUCUUGCGCAGCAGCAGGCUUUGAUGAAGCAAAUGACAUUUCCCAGCGGAGUUCCCCAUGGCAUUCACCCUCCCCAACUCCAACACCAUUCCAGUGCCCAUAGCCUUCACAGCCAACCCAGCUUCGGCAGCAUCACUUCACCGAUUGGUUUUCAACCAUCCCCUAUUCAAGGUCCCAUGCAACAACAACAGCAACAGCAACAACAACACCAACCUUCCGGCUCUGGGUUUUUCGACGCCGCAGGCCCGUUGAGAUCAAACCCUUUACCCAACGUUGGCCCUCAGAUGAUCGGAACCGAUUUUUUAAACACCAGUCAAGAUCAGCUCCCUACGCUUCUUGAUCGCUUGAACGUGAACAACCCCCGCGACCCUUUCGCGUUUGGCAGUCCGACGUCUUUUUCCGCGCGCGACAACCUUUUUCAGAACCCGCAGGUAGCCUCCAUGCUUCAAGACCGCGCGCGCCUGCAGCAGGAACAAGAGCAGUUCGACGCCACCCACGGCGAUAGCUUGUUUGAUCAGCAGGCCCGCGAGGAACGACUCCGUCAGUUUCAUGCGCUGAGAGCUCAGGAAGGCGAAUUUGGUCUGCGCACCGCCGAGGGUUUGCCCACUCAUCCCGCCGCCGCGCCAACUCAGCCGGAAAGUCUCGAGCAGACUCUCGAGGAGGCUGCAACCCUACUUGUGACCGAGGAGCCCGUUCUUACACUGUCCCAGCAGGUUCAAAAGGCCGCCCAGGAGCAGGAGCACCAGGAGCAGCAGAAGGCUCAGGCCCAGGCUCAGGCUCAUGCUCAAGCUCAAGCCCAAGCUCAAGUUUCCAGCGACGCCGCUUGGGCUGCCAAAGACUCGGCCAUGCCUCAGCCAUUCCCUCCCCCACCUUCUGCCUCGCCCCUCCCCGCUCCGGCCGCACAGCGCAACCGCCAGAACGUUGCCGAAUCCCUUGCUGCCAACUCGCGAUCCCAGACUCAGACGCCCGUCGAGGCUCCCACUACUUCGAUUGCGCCAUGGGCCAAGGAAGUGAACGAACUGCCCAAGGGUCCUUCUCUCAAGGAGAUUCAAGAAGCUGAAGCACGCAGUGCGGCGGAGAGAGAAGAAAUUGCAGCAGCCGCUCGCCGCGCUCAGCUGCUUGCGGAACAGGAACGUCUCAGCCAGGUUCAGGCGCAGCAAGCCCCCGGUCUCCCAUCCUCUGCCAACUGGGCUAGUUCCGGAUCACCUGCAACUCCUACGUCUUCCGCUUCGGUUUGGGGCGCCAAGGGCGCUACUACAACCACCACUUCCACAAAGAAGACCCUAGCUCAGAUCCAGAAGGAAGAGGAAGCCCGUAAGCAGCGCGCUGCUGCAGCUGCUGCGGCAGCGAUCGCAUCUCAGAAUGCUGCGGCUCCCCCACCUGCGCCUUCUUCUACUGGAAAGCGCUACGCCGAUCUUGCUAGCAAAGUCCCUGCUGCCGCAUCCCCUGUCAGCGCUGGCACAGGUGCCUGGACAACUGUCGGUGCUAGCGGCAAGGCCAAGGCACCCCCUGUUGCACCCACUGGACCCCGCUCGACCAGCGGACCGAUUCCCAUUGCCGCAUCGCCAGUUCGUCCCAAGCCCGUGACUGCAGUUACGACAGCUCCCCGAGCCCUACCCGUCAGCACCCCAUCUGCGAACCCCAGCCGCGCCAUGGAGGAGUUCACCAAGUGGUCCAGAGUGACGUUGGGCAAGGGUCUCAACAGCAACAUCAACGUCGACGACUUCGUCCAGCAACUCCUCCUCCUCCCUGCUGAGGCAGAGAUCAUCUCUGACUCCGUCUACGCCAACUCCCAGACCCUUGACGGCCGCCGCUUCGCUGACGAGUUCAUCCGCCGGCGCAAGCUCGCUGACAAGGGCAUCGUAGAGUCCGUUUCGACCACCGCGCUCGAGCAGAAUAAUGGAGGUGGAUGGAGUGAGGUUGCGAAGAAGGGAUCAUCCACGCCUCGUGAGGAGGAUACCAGCAGUGCUGCAUUCAAGGUUGUUGCGCCUCGGAAGAAGGGAAAGCGGUAA